CAGGUUCUGUAAACCAUUUGCACCAAUCGAAGCGGACUUUAAACCCUAGGCCAAGCUUCGGAUUGCAAUAACAAUGGCAACGAUUACUGGUGUCAAUCUUCCUGUUGUCCCUAAGGGAGUUGGCCUUACCUCAGAGCCAUCAUCGAGGCCUCUUGCCCUUAAAGCAUCAUCCUUGAGCUGCCCCUGGAAGAGGCCUAUCAAAGUUGCCAGCAGCCGGAAGAUGAGGUCUGUGGUGGUGGCAGCAGCGCCCGACAGAAUAGAGAAGGUGGCAGAGAGCAUCAAGGAAGCAGAGGAGGCAUGCGCAGGUGGAGCGACAAGCGGGGAAUGUGCUGCAGCGUGGGACGAGGUGGAGGAGCUGAGCGCAGCUGCGAGCCAUGCCAAGGAAAGGAAGAAGGAAUCCGACCCACUUGAGACCUUCUGCAAGGACAACCCUGAGACCGACGAAUGCCGCACUUAUGACAACUAAGUUUCAUUCCCCUUUCGUUUUUGAACUUAUAUGUAUGGAUUCAACGAGUCCCGUGUAUAUUAUUCGGGAUUAUUUAGACUUGUAAACUACACAAAAGCUCGUGUUAUACUCCUUUAUUCAACAAGAAAAUACAGCAUAACAUAAACAUAAACUAAUGCA
Messenger RNA from Punica granatum (pomegranate), 625 nucleotides. Lineage: Eukaryota; Viridiplantae; Streptophyta; Magnoliopsida; Myrtales; Lythraceae. The record is from RefSeq and is a predicted model, not a curated record.